This is a messenger RNA of Coccidioides immitis RS, 1907 nucleotides long. Its product is annotated as nuclear matrix protein. The transcript is spliced from 7 exons. Gene Ontology annotation, biological process: mRNA export from nucleus; regulation of DNA-templated transcription elongation. The coding region runs from base 18 to 1907 and encodes 629 amino acids. Gene Ontology annotation, cellular component: THO complex part of transcription export complex. NCBI's taxonomy places the organism in Eukaryota, Fungi, Ascomycota, Eurotiomycetes, Onygenales, Onygenaceae. The record is from RefSeq and is a predicted model, not a curated record.
CCGGUAGUGCCUUGAAGAUGGCUGUCGGGGACAUUCGCGCUGUUCAGAUCUAUCGAAGACGUGUUCAGGUACUGCUGGACAGAGCGACGAAAGUGAAGCAGGGCUCCGAAAUAGAACCGCCGAUAACAGAGUCUGAUUUGGGAGAUGCAAUCAACGAAGUUGAUGACGGCGAAGAAGAGGCGUUAAAGAACCAGAGUUCCCAGCCGGCUUAUGCAGCAGUAGAGACAGCUUUCCGCGAGAAGUUUUAUCACUUACUGGCCACGACGUCUAUAAACAAGCCCGAGUUUGUUCACAUGUGGAAUCUACUUGAUGUCGUGUCUAUAUUCUCCGACAAUGAGCGAUGCGAACCCGGUCUUAUUUUCUGGCUCAUAGAGGAGCUACUCGAUAGUCAAACCAUCGACGGCUGCCGUAAAGUAUUCGACUAUUUAGAAUCCAGGCGGGAACGUAAUACGGCUAAACAUUUCAAGCAGAAGAGCUUAAUUAUUCUCCGUUCAUGCAAUGAAUUGCUGCGACGACUCUCACGAGCGGAAGAUACGGUAUUCUGCGGACGGGUGUUCAUUUUUCUCUUUCAAUCAUUUCCUUUGGGAGACAAGAGCUCGGUUAAUUUGCGAGGAGAAUAUCAUACAGAAAACGUUACAACAUUUGACGAACCGCCAAAACACAUCGCUGCCAAUGAAGGCGCCGACGAUGUAGAGAUGAAAGAUGCAGAAGCGCAAAAGCCUUCAGACAACUCAUCAAAAACGGACGCAGCUUCUCAAGGAGGUUCUGUCUCCGCCGAAAUCGAUGGUCAGCGAUCACAGCAAUCGACCGAUCACCAAGCUGAAGAUACAUCGAUUGAUAUGGACGCUUUAUAUCCGGUAUUCUGGGGAUUACAAGCGAACUUUUCGGCUCCUACGCGGCUUUUUGAUCACGAGCAUUUUGCUUCUUUCAAAAAGGGGCUCGAAUCCACCAUUUCAAGUUUCCAAAAGGUUAGCAUUGACUUGGAAAAGCGCGGUAUGACAAAGGGCUCAGAAGAAACAUCACGGCGUGGGCUGAAGCGGAAGCGGGGUGAAACCGGGCCUGAAACCGCAAAUACAUUCAACCCAAAAUAUCUCACGAGCCGGGACUUGUUCGAAUUAGAGGUUAACGACGUCGCAUUUCGAAGACAUAUACUUGUCCAGUCGCUUAUUCUUCUCGAUUUCCUAAUUUCUCUCUCACCGAAGGCGAAAGCCAAACUUGCGGAUGCUACAAAUAAAUCAGUUCUCUAUGGCUAUGUGCUUAGCGACGAAGAUGCGAAAUGGGCAAAUCAAAUGAAGUCCUCCAUCGCGAGCUACCUGCAGCAAGGUCUCGAUGGGAAGUUCUAUUAUCGCAUGGUAGAUACCGUCCUGACGAGAGAUAAAAACUGGGUCCGUUGGAAGGCCGAAGGAUGCCCACCUAUUGAGAAACCCCCAAUUCAAAUUCAAGACUAUCUAGAUACCCAGUCCUCUACUACCAAAUUAACUACAAAUAAACGGCUCCGGGCGACGCCACUUGGCUCCUUGGACCUUAAAUUCUUGUCGGAAGAAGCAAAUUUAGGCAAUCUUGAUCGCCUCAUGGAGCCUGGCAGGUUUAGAAAUCCAGGGGCCGAGUCAUACAUGCGGGGUAUCACGGACGAUGAAUUCAAUCUCGACAUGGCUCAAAACAGUGACGAAAAAGAAGAAGCUGCAAAAGCAAAAGCAAGCAAGAUAUGGAGAGUCUUACGGCUGUCCUCGCGCAGCAAGUUGAAUCGGUUCGAUAAAAUCGAAGACGGCAGAAAUUUGAAGGUCCUUUUUGAAAAUCCGCCUCCUCCGGAGAAGGCGGUUGCGGAAGCGGAAGAUGGAGCUGAUGGUCAUAAAGACGACUCGGUAAAGAAUCCGCCAACCAAGGAGAAUGAUGCUCUUACGGAGUGA